AUUAAAGUUGACACCACAACACUUCAGGACAGCAGCCCAAAUAACUAUAAUUAUUCGUGAGAUCAAAUAAAGUAAUUCUUGUUUAAAUGUAACUAUCUCUGGCAGGCGGUUCGGUGUGUAGCUACAGUUUUAAGGUAACAUUGAAAGAAACUAUGGCAGGCAGGAACGUUGUGUACGAGACUGUGGCUAAAGAUGAGAAGCAUGAAGAGCUUCAGAAACCACCGGAGCGUCCGAAAGGGUUAGGGAUACGGCACCUACAGACGGUAAUACUGUUCAUAUGCCUAACCAUUGCGUACACAAUCAGGUCACAACUCAGCGUCCUCAUGGUAGCUAUGGUCAGGGUACAGGAUCCGCUGUGCACGCUCCCUGAUGGAACUCGGAAUAUUUCCGAAGGUUGUGUCGAUCCCAACGCAAACAUCAGCAGGUGGAACAUUUAUCGCACGUAUGAUUGGCACAAGUCGACCCAGGAGAUGAUAACGUUUUCCUUCUUCGUGGGGUACACGAGUAUGAUGAUCCCCAUGGGACUAUUUGCCCAAAAAUUUGGAGGAAAACUGCCCAUUAUGAUAGCUUUGGCUGUAAACGGGGUCAUUUCUAUUUGCACACCUUGGAUAGCUUUACUGGGAGGUUGGAUUGCCAUGUCAAUAAGUAGACUAGCUCUGGGUAUGACACAGGCAGCCAUGUAUCCUAGUAUUCAUACUUUGCUGGCUAAAUGGGCUCCGCUUCGAGAAAGAGGAAGACUUAGUACUUAUAUUUAUACAGGUUCUCAAGCUGGCACAAUCAUUGCCUUCCAACUAUCAGGCCUCUUUGCUGGUAGUCCAAUAUUCGGGUGGCCGGUGUCUUUCUGGUUGUUCGGAAGUCUGAGCCUCAUGAGCUGUGCUCUCCUCGGCUGGCUGGUAGUCGCCACUCCUCACCAGCACCCAACCAUCACAUCUGAGGAGCUUGCCUAUAUCAUGGAAGAUGGAGCGGUCGAUAUCGUGCCGAAGAAACGCAAGACUCCAUGGAAGCACAUCCUCACAUCAAAGCCGGUGUGGGGCCUGAUAGUGUCCCACGCUGGCAGCGCAGCCAGCUACUUGCUCAUCCUCACCGAGAUCCCGAUCUACAUGAACCACAUCUUACACGUCGAUCUCAAAAGGAAUGGUUUGUACUCAUCACUGCCCUACAUUGCCUUGUACCUGGUAGCAUUACUGUUCGGGUAUGCAGCCGACUUCGCGGCCAACAGGAAAAUUAUGUCUGUCGUCAACAUCAGGAGGACAGCUAACACCAUCGCUAUGGCUGGUUCGGGAGUAUUUUUGUUCGCGUUCAGCUUUGUAAACGAUACGACAUGGGCUGUGCUGGUACUCAUCAUAGCACACGGCCUACACGCUGGGAUCCAUGUUGGUUUCCACAUAAACCAAAUAGACUUGGCUCCGAACUUCGCCGGGCCGGUUAUGGCGGUGGGCAACAUGAUCGCCAACCUGACCAGCCUGCUCGUGCCGGUGAUCGUGUCCAACAUCGUGAAGGACGACGUGACGAACCACCGCAAGUGGCAGUACGUGUUCAUGAUCUUCGUGGCCAUCAUGAUCAUCUCCAACGCUAUAUUCGUCUGGUUUGCCAAGGGCACGGUACAACCAUGGAACUUUUAUGGGGAAGACGAAAAUGAAAAUGGAAAGGAGCUCAACAGUUUAGAAGAUAAAACUACAACAAACGGGAAGGACAACCAGAGAGCAGUGACAAGAGAUUGACAGUGAUACUAGAAGUAAUAGUCGUGUAAAUACAUUGUUUUAAACUUA
Molecule: messenger RNA, 1769 nt
Organism: Spodoptera frugiperda (fall armyworm)
Lineage: Eukaryota; Metazoa; Arthropoda; Insecta; Lepidoptera; Noctuidae
Gene: Pi-t1
Product: putative inorganic phosphate cotransporter
Exons: 11
Coding region: 153-1721 (522 amino acids)
Biological process (GO): monoatomic anion transport; transmembrane transport
Cellular component (GO): plasma membrane
Molecular function (GO): transmembrane transporter activity
Source: RefSeq, a predicted model, not a curated record